This is a messenger RNA of Funneliformis geosporum, 161 nucleotides long. NCBI's taxonomy places the organism in Eukaryota, Fungi, Glomeromycota, Glomeromycetes, Glomerales, Glomeraceae. The record is from the annotation of a GenBank genome assembly.
AUGCAGACCCUUACCGAAAAAAAACCACAUCUCAAUAGGUUACUGCCAACCCCCUUCUGUCAGGCCAUACUUGAAGCCCAACAGAGUUGGUUCACACAACAAAAGUUGGCUAUCCUAACAAAGUUGGCCAAACCUCUAAGUCGAGCUCUAGCUGCUAUUAC